Penicillium manginii is the source of this 438-nucleotide messenger RNA. RefSeq lists its product as uncharacterized. Lineage: Eukaryota; Fungi; Ascomycota; Eurotiomycetes; Eurotiales; Aspergillaceae. The record is from RefSeq and is a predicted model, not a curated record. The transcript has a single exon. Bases 1 to 438 code for a protein of 145 amino acids.
AUGGUUGACAGCCCGCCAAGCGACCCGGCGCGCCUUGUCCCUAGCGUGCGCUCGUCGUUAAUGAAGCGCCAGCACGAAGAAUGCUGGAGCAACUACCUUAGCCACUCGCAGCAAGAAGCGUACGAAGAUGACUGCCAAAGGCUGCUCAGCUCUAUGGAGCGCUCGCACAUCACAAUCACCUUCGCGCCAGAGCAGAGCAAAGACUUCUUCACCAGUCACCGUAUAUGCAAGCUCACCGUCCGCAACCAGCAGAAGGCUAGCUGCAACGUCAAUACGCAAAGCGUGAAUCGCGCCACGAUGGGCAAAUCCCUCGAGAGAGACGCUUGGCGCAUGCCCGUCGCUAGGGGAAAAUUGUGGCUGGGGUUUCAUCACGGGAAAGCCGAAUCUGGUCUAUGUUGUCGAGCCUCAUCAGCUUGCGCCGCCUUCGUAUUCGCCUAG